Microsporum canis CBS 113480 is the source of this 603-nucleotide messenger RNA. RefSeq lists its product as hypothetical. The record is from RefSeq and is a predicted model, not a curated record. The transcript has a single exon. NCBI's taxonomy places the organism in Eukaryota, Fungi, Ascomycota, Eurotiomycetes, Onygenales, Arthrodermataceae. Bases 1 to 603 code for a protein of 200 amino acids.
AUGUCCCAUACUACAUCGAAGACGUGGGUUUCAGCGGAAACCAAGGAAUUCGAAGCAUGGGCGAAAAUCCGUGACGCAAUGAUAUAUGUGGCGCCAAAAUCUCCAUUUGUACCAACAACAUUUAAGGAAUGGUUGUCGCUCAAGUUAUUAAGGAAGGAGGAGGAUAGGCACAGGGUGGCCCUGUCGCUCGCCACAAAGCAGAGAAAGCUGAACAAAGCAGCCACAAAACUGGACAGAGUUUUCAGGGGGAAGAAGUUGGGAGAUCAACUUGGCCUAGUCCUAGCAGCUGAGACGAUUUGGGGGCCCUCGUCUGACCCAGGAAGUGGCCGCUGGAAUGCAUCAUGGCCAACUCACGACGAAUAUAAACAUGAGGGAGACGACAGAUGUAGGUCCGGAUACUCGAGAUUCCCCCCUCUACCAAGGGAGAUAGCAAACGAUACCGUGAAUUGGAAGCAGCGGAAGCCGGUCGAGCAAUACCCAUUUGACAAAGUUGGGAAGGUAAUGGUCAAGAGCUGUAGCGGUGCAGCUGAGAUAAGUAUUGGAAACGCUGUUGGGUUUAUCGGUAGAUCGUUCAUUCGCGACUUAGAUUUUGGGAAGUCUUGA